Molecule: messenger RNA, 6209 nt
Organism: Epinephelus lanceolatus (giant grouper)
Lineage: Eukaryota; Metazoa; Chordata; Actinopteri; Perciformes; Serranidae
Gene: gal3st4
Product: galactose-3-O-sulfotransferase 4
Biological process (GO): glycolipid biosynthetic process
Cellular component (GO): membrane
Molecular function (GO): galactosylceramide sulfotransferase activity
Source: RefSeq, a predicted model, not a curated record
ACAGAGUAUAUGUGUGUAUGUGUGUGUCGGCCGUCAGCUGAAUAAGCGUUAGAGCUGUCGGUGCACAGAAACAGAAAUAGGUGAAGGCUCAGACUACAACAACCAGCAGCAUCCUAAAGAGCGAUCCGGGCUCUGUGGGGCCUCUCCGGAUCCAUGGCCUGAUCUGUACCGGCGGCGGAUCAGCUGCAGCUGAAGCCUUCGAGAUGCUCCGAGCUCUUUGCAGCUGCACAAUAACACCGUCACCGAUACCGGCCCGGGGUUCCAGCUAUGCUUUUCAGACGGAGAGCCAGGAUGUUGCGGUGGCUGGUUUGUGGUCGGGUGGGUCCAGUUUGGAUGUGGAAGGCGCUGCUGCUCUUCGUUGCCAUUGCCUUUGCUGGCCAGCUGUUGGGGGUCAUCUUCAACAAGAGCAGUGUCCAGCCAGCUAGUCGCUCCAUCUUCUCGUCCCCUGAUGCUCAGGGCCCCUCUCUGGGCUCCUGCCAGCCCCACACCCAUGUCAUGUUCCUCAAGACCCACAAGACAGCCAGCAGCACCGUGCUCAACAUGCUGUAUCGCUUUGGGGAGGAGCGCGACCUUCGCUUCGCCCUGCCACUGGGCUACCAGCUGGGCUACCCACUGCCCUUCAAUGCCCACAGGGUCAAAGGUUACCGAGGUCCCAGAGUCGUGGAGUUUCACAUCAUGGGCAAUCACAUGAGAUUUCAUAGGCCUGAGGUGGAGAAGGUGAUGCCUGCAGACACGUUCUAUUUCUCUAUCAUCAGGGACCCGGUCGCUCUGGCCGAGUCCUCCUUUGCCUAUUAUAAGGAAGUUGCGCCUGCCUUUCGGAAAGCCAAAAGCUUAGGCGACUUUGCUGAUGACCCCAAGAAAUACUAUGAUCCUCGUCUCCGCAAUAACCACUACGCUCGCAACCUGUUGUGGUUCGACUUUGGCAUGGACCACAAUGCUAAUUUCUCUGAGGCCCUGGUUCAGCGUGCUGAGGCCAUGAUCCGCCGAACCUUCAACCUGAUUCUGGUGUCAGAGUACUUUGACCAGUCCAUGAUUCUGCUGAGACACGCCCUCUGCUGGCCACUGGAUGCCGUUGUCUCAUUCAGCCUCAAUGCUCGGCAGCAGAAGCCCAGUAGCGUUGGGGGGAUGAGUGGGAGCUGGAUGGGUAAAGCAGCAGCGGUAGCUGGUGUUGGUGGUAGAGCGGGACGUUCACAAGCCAAGACACUGACCAAUGUAACAGAGGAGCAGCGGGAGAAGCUGCGGGAGUGGAAUGCCCUAGACUGGCACUUAUAUAAAGCCUUCAACCGGACCUUUUGGGGGGAAAUUGACAGGUUCGGACAUACCCAGAUGGAGCAGGAAGUAGCUCUUCUCAGGACACGACGGGAAGAUCUGGCCCGGGUUUGUCUCAGGGACGGCGGGAAGCCUGUGGAGGCGCACCGGAUCCGGGACAAAAACAUCCGCCCAUAUCAGAGUGGAUUGGUGAAGAUUCUUGGCUACGAGCUCCAGCUGGGGCUGGAUAACGCCACCAGGACGGCCUGUCUCAGGAUGAUCAGGCCUGAGAUCCAGUACAAAGAUGUGCUGGAUGCUAAACAGUUCCCACGGGCUGCGGCCCAAGCCCAAACUGGGCAGCAGAGCCAGGGCCUGAUGGUAGCAGCAGGUGGCUCUCUUUUAAGACAAGACUCAUCCAGGACAGCAGAGAGGCCAGUUAGGGGAGAGGCUGGGGGGAGGGCAGUGGAGAGAGACUGGGAUGGAAGCCGCUUAGUGAGGAGGAACCAGACCUUGAUACGAGACAAAGGAAGAUUGAGGUGAGUCUAGCUCCUGAAUACGGUACCUUUGGUCUCUGAACAGAUGGACUAAUGACCUGAAAACUGAGCCAAGUGUGGUUACACAUGAGAAAACAAAAAGCUCCUCCUUUGCACUUCCACUUUUUGGUUGUUUGCUUGUUUUCUUAAAAACUGUCUUUGCUUUUAGUUGGUGUAGUUCUUGUGAACUUGAUCCUUGACCUCUGAGCGCCUGGGAUGCUUUCAUGGCAGCAGUAACAGGUUGAAGGAGCGUUAUAUGUUUAAUCUCAACAGAAAGUGAAAGGAUCACACGUUUUUAUGAGGAGAAACACUCAAAAAGUGUUGGCAGGUACGUUCUGCUUUGCUGUUAAUUUAUAGACACUCAGAAGCCUGUUUUACUUCCUGCUCAUAUUAAUACUUUUAAGAGUUACGAUUUUCAAGUUGUCCUUGGUGCACAUGCUAAAAAUUUCUCAACAUAAAGGUACACUCUAAUGCAGUACUGUUACAGUGAGUCACUGAGCUAAGCACCACUUUCUUUAAAAAUAAAACCUUGUGGCCAUUUCGAAACAUUUCACCAGAAUCCUCAGAGAUUCUUUUAGCAAUUUGACUACAGCAGUAUUCUGUCUGCUGCACAGUAAACAUGAUUUUUUUUUUACCUGUUUCCAAAGUUGUGACUGCAUUUAAUUAUCAAAACAAAAGUGGUAACUGGAAAUGUCAAAUUUCGUGGGUUAGGCCAGUGUAAAAAUGUUCAUACUGGUUUGACGUUAAGCCAAACAUCGGACCGAACCAGUAUGCUGAAUUUUACCACUAGGUGUUGCACUCAAUAGCAGCUCCUGAGUAGAAUGACACUGUGUUCUAAUAUUGAGCGAGCGUCUGACUAUUGUAUUGCAUCAUGAACAUCGGAGCUCUCAGUACACGUUGAACCAAUAAAUAUGCACUUCUGUUACAUCAUGUAAACAAAGUAGGUACCUAUCAACUGUGCACUGAAGAUCAGGUUUAUAUGGUGUAUAUAUUUACUGGAAAUGACAUACAACAGCAAGUAGCCUAGUUUGUUAUUAGCAAUGGUCAUUUACCAGAAACUUUUCAUUCCCUGGGGAUCUCCCUCCAGUCAGCUGUCACCUUAUUUUUGUUUAUUUUUUUGUAGUAAAAUAUGAAGCUAUUGUGCAGAUAAUUCCCUCAUUUCAGCUUAUUAUUAUGUUGCCGAUGUUGAGUUGAAGACUCUUUCCCCAUUCUAUGUGAGUUUCACCCUACCAAACCUUAAGCCCUAACCCUAACCAAGGAGGGUGUUACACAUUAACGGGAGGGUUACACUAUAUGAAACCGGCGCUCAGCAGUAGAUUACACAAAGAUUGUUUGACAGUAGCAACUCUGUUAAUCCAUUUAUAAACAAACAUAAUAAUCAUGUGAUUAUAUUACUUAUUACUAAUGCAAUACAAGUUAGAUUUAGCAUCUUGACGCUGUCAGCACAGGUUGGUGAUGUAGGCUCCUUUUUAAUUUGCCAGAACAUGUCAUAAUGACAACUGCUGGUUCAGCUUGUUUGCAUAAAAUCAAAGCUUGUGCACCAGACCAGAACUGCUUCGAUUCCAAAGUGUUACCGUAUUGACACAGUUUGGUUUUCUCAGCGACAAACUCUGCCUUUUGUCAUCACCCCAAAAAACACAGUAACUUAAACAAACACAAUCUGCACCACUCUUCCACUUCCCAAACAAGGCCAGACUGGCAAAAUUGGAAAUCGACCCAACUACAUAAUUCCCAGCUUAAUGUACAAAAAUUAAAAGUUUUAAUUGUCAGUCAUACUGUCCUUUCAGUUACUCCAUUUUAGACAAAAUAAUGCAUUUUUAUUGUAUAUAUUAUACAGAAUUAGCAGGGAGAUGUGUUAUUUCUCUCCACCAGAUCAAGGAAACAGUUGCAACUUGGAAAAUGGGUAAAAAAAUAUAUCGCGCAGUGGAUGGAAAUCUUUGCGACAAAUCUAAAUGUUAAACUAUCUUUAGACUGCUGGGUAUUUUUUUUAAAUGCUUGCUAAGCUCUGUGACUCUAAAGCAGUGGUUAUACAUGAGAGGCACAAAUUGGGGUUAGAGUAUGUAUACAACACUAAUUUUCCAUUACUGAUAUGGUUUGUAAAGUCAGUUUAGGCUGGUACUGUGAUGGACAAAAAGAAUUAGGAUUUCUGUCUUGGAAACACUUAGCUCAGCUUCAGUCAGUAUUGAGCCCUGUUUAGAACCACAAACCUGAACUGCUUCUUAAAUAUCUCUUAAUAAUACAAGAGGGGAAAAUGAUCCGAGGCCUAUUCUCCAGUUCUGAUACUCACCAGCCUGCAGGAGGCUGCUUAAUGUCAGCAUUUGGGCACAUUCUUUCCUUCCACUAUCUGCUAAAGUAUUCAUCUGUUUGAUACAUGCAGACACAUUGCCAUGGAGAUCCAUUAAUAUGUUAUGAUGUCAGGUAUUAGAAAUGAAGUUCAUAUCAGGUUGGGCCAAAAUAAAUCAAAAAGCAGUUGUGUGUUAAAGAGGCACUCCCUGAUUCUUUGUAAUGGACAGUAAUGUCCUCAACUCCCCAGAUUCCCCUGCUGAUAGACUCUUGACAAUGAGUCAGCAGGUUUAUGGGGGAAUUUUAGGUUACACACUACAGUUCCAACACUAACGUAUAUUCUAAGAGGACAUCAGUGUCACUCAGGAGCCUUUCUAGCUCCUAUGUUUAAAAAAAAAUAGAAUCAACAAUGAAAGCGAUGCUCCUAAAAACAGGGCCAACAAAAUAAGGAAUACAUACAAAACCAUAACCUUAAAAAUUAUGUCAGAAACACAACUCAUAAGGCAAAUAUUACCUAAACAGAAUUUGAACCAUAUAUAUCAUUGUCAAAUGAGCUGUGAUAGGUUUCUUUAACAAAUGAGACCAUGGCUGAAAUGAUUUGGAUCACCAUCUCAGACUUACAGACUCAUCUACAGAAAAUACUAAAUUCUGCUUUAAGUGAGAAGCUCUUCAUGAAACUCUUCAUCAUCCCUGGAGUGUGGCAUGUUUAUCUGAGUCACAUGUUGUGUUACAGCCUGGUGCUGUGUGGUACUUGCUGAAAGCCUGCUGAUAUUUUAUCAGUAACAUGCUGCUGCAUGAAGAUUCAAAUGUUGCUACAUCUAUAACAAAAAAGACACAUCUUUACAUCUGUCAGGGACACCACAGACAGGUUCUCACUUGAUGAUCUUGUGCAUACCUGCAGUCUGACACAGAAUUCCUACAUUUGCACAUGUGUGUGCUUUCUGACAUUGUCUGACUGGUUUUUGACUACACUCAGACACAGUGGUUACAUCAUGGUAUGCAAAAUCUUCAGGAGCUCUACAGAGAUUCCAUGGUUCCCAAAGCAAAAUGAAUUAUACAUUAGACUUACAGCAUUAAAAGUCAAGUGAAGCCUUGCUCUUUGCUUUCUUUAUGUGCGUAGUUUCUAAAGUUUAACUGUACAAAACUCAAAUAGAAACAUUUUGAAGUUUAUUGAUCUUCAUGUACGAAGUACAUUCUGUCUAAAGGAGCAGUGGGCAGCUGUUCUCAAGUAUCUGUAUUUCUUAACCUGGCUGUCAGUUUGUGUGGUGUUGGAGGAAGGCAGAGCACACAGGAAACCCAUGCGAGCGCCUCUCUAGCUGCUCAGGGACUGGAUAGCAGACUGUGGUCUGUGCAUGAACAGUCAGAGCACUUCAAAGUGAGCCAACUUGUCUGCUGCGGUUUCCACUUUCUGCCGUCAGUCAGUGCAACACGACACAGUCUUUCCUGUGAUAUGUGAACCCCUCAUGCACAGUGAUCCAAUUUGUUUAAGAGCAAUGCAGUCACACCAUUUGAGAAUGAUAUUUAGAGAUGAAUAUUUUACAGUGAGCCAUGCAGUUUUUGCUUACACCUGUCUGUUAGGAUUCAACAGCCAAACAUAUUUUAAGAACUCUCAGAGUGACGCAAAAAAGAAAUGCUCACUGACCCUUUGCUAAGCCCCGUCCCCUUGCAAUGGUCUGUCAAGCUGUCGGAGUGAGCAUGGAGCCCAUACUUUCACUAACUGAACUCCCUCAAGAAAUAUUAUGAAAAUUUGGGGGAAAAAAGGUGACUUCAGAGAGAAGCAGAUAGAAGAGUGUACAAUAUGUGUCUGAAGGAUAUAUCCAGGAUGUCAAACUCAUUCAGCAGCAAAAGCUAAAGAUAAAAAAAUUAAAGAUAAAGAUAGCUAUUGCUAAAGUCUCCAGGUUACAGUGUAAAAGUGAACCACGGCUAAGUUUAGAACAGUAUACCGGUUUUAAGAUAUACUGUGAUAUAGAAAAUUGACAGUUAUUGUACAUAUACAUUUGCUCAUCUACGAUAUUGGGAAAAAACUGCAACUGGACAGAGAAUCUCUCAGACAACAUUAUUUUAGUUAUUGUCAAAAGGAAUACUUUUUACACAUACUUCUAUCAACAAAAUUGUUUCAAGUUUCAAUGAAAGUAAUAGAACAUU